UUGAAAAUUUAUGGUUUUCGAUGGGCAAGACAUCAAAGGACAAACGUGAUAUUUUCUACCGCCUGGCCAAGGAGCAGGGAUGGCGGGCGAGAAGUGCCUUCAAGCUGCUGCAGGCCGAGGAAACCUUUCAUCUACUGGACGUGCAGGUGUCACACGUGCCGUGGACCUGUGCGCUGCUCCCGGCAGCUGGUCCCAGGUCCUCUCCAAGCACAUGUACGAGCCACGUUCGCCCGAAGAGCGUGAAAAGGUAAAAAUCAUUGCCGUCGAUCUGCAGGGGAUGGCUCCCAUCGACGGGGUCCAUCAGCUGCGGGCAGACAUCACAAAAGAGUCAACCGCCCAGGCCAUCAUCGAGUACUUUGAGGGCCAGAAAGCCCAACUGGUGGUCUCUGACGGUGCCCCCGACUCCACGGGAAUGCACGAUUUCGAUGUCUACAUGCAGGGAGAGCUCCUCCUCUCCGCUCUGAGCAUCUCCACGUUCAUCCUGGAAACGGGCGGCUCUUUGGUGGCGAAAAUCUAUCGAGCGGACAACACCAGCCGGCUGUAUUUACAGCUGCAGCGUUUCUUCAAGGACGUGUGUGUCUUUAAGCCCUCGGCAUCGCGAAACUCCAGCAUCGAAGCCUUUGUGGUGGCCCGCCAAUUCUGCCUGCCAGAAGGGCACACGCCCUGUAAUCUGACCACAGAAUGGCACAAACAUCCCGAAACAUGGCUGGUACGGACUACGGGGCGUGAGCCAAAGCCUGUUGUCCACGUUCCCUUUGUGGCGUACAAGGGGGAUCUGGAUGCGGAUCGCACAUAUGACUUGGAUGAAGACUAUGUCUAUACGGAAGCUGUUCAAAAGCCGUUGACUGCCGCCUAUCAGGAUGUGAAACAGAAAUUGGGCUCCACUAAUGUUAAAUAUGACCCCAUUAUCGUCAUACACGAUGAGGAACUAACGAAGGAAUGGAGGGAGGAACACAAGGAGCCUGCCGAUGAUUGACAUACGCUUUCAGGCCGUGAAAUCUUCAAUAAAUCAAAUAAUUUUAUAUCCAUUUAAAA
Molecule: messenger RNA, 1035 nt
Organism: Drosophila persimilis
Lineage: Eukaryota; Metazoa; Arthropoda; Insecta; Diptera; Drosophilidae
Gene: Trm7-34
Product: putative tRNA (cytidine(32)/guanosine(34)-2'-O)-methyltransferase 2
Exons: 3
Coding region: 80-976 (298 amino acids)
Biological process (GO): cytoplasmic translation; tRNA methylation
Cellular component (GO): cytoplasm
Molecular function (GO): tRNA methyltransferase activity
Source: RefSeq, a predicted model, not a curated record